AAUGGUGCAACUACUAAAAUUAAAAAGGUGUAAUGUACAUCAUCAUAUUAAUGGCAUUGGAGGCACUGAACAGCAUAUUAGGCAUAGCACCACUGCUACGGUCAGUUCACGUUGCGAAUCAUUUCAAUUGAUUACCUCUUAUUUAAUUGUAAAAAAUAUAUCAAAAAAUAUUCCGUCUUCAUUUAUUAAGAAUAGCUGUGUACAACCACCUGAUGAUCUGACACUUGCUGAUCCAUCGUUUAUGUUCCCGCAAAAAUAGAUAUGCUAAUAGGCGCUCAGCAUUUUUACGACAUAUUAUGUGCAGAAAAGAUAAAACCAAACAGUUCGGGACCUAUAUUCCAAAAAACGCGAUUCGGUUGGGUAAUAUCUGGACCAGUGUUACAGCAAUCGCAUUCAUUUGUAGUAAAUUGUACAAAUUGUGAAGUCGAGCCUCUAGACGAUUUACUUACGCGAUUCUGGCGAGUAGAAGAAUUCGAUAAUAGAAUUACACACGCGUUAGAAGAAAAGCAAUGCAAAGUAUUAUUUGAUCGCACUGUACGUCGCGGCGACGACGGUCGUCUUAUAGUUAAAUUACCGUUUAAAGAUAGUGUAUUGAAGUUGGGCCCAUCUUAUGAUAUAGCAUUGCGGCGUUUUCUAUCGUUAGAAAAACGAUUACAAAACGAUUCUAUUUUAAAAACCGAUUGUGUGCAAUUUUUAAAGGAAUACGAGUUAUUGGGUCAUAUGGAACUAGUUACAAAUGUUAAUUUUAUUUCAGCUAGUAAAAGUUAUUAUAUUCCACAUCACGCUGUGCGUAAUCCCAAUAGUUCUACUACUAAGUUACGUGUCGUCUUUGACGCAUCGUGUAAGACUCAGUCUGGUCUCUCGCUUAAUGAAGUUUUACUGAAAGGACCUGUUGUACAGGAUGAUUUAUUAUACAUACUUGCUAGAUUUCGUAAGUAUAAAGUUGUCUUAACAGGAGAUAUAGCAAAAAUGUAUAGACAAGUAUGGGUAACGCAUGAACAUCAAGAUUUCCAACGUAUUUUAUGGCGUCCUGAGCCUGAUCAGCCAAUUCGGACUUAUCGUUUAAAAACGGUGACGUAUGGCACAGUGCCAGCUUCAUUUUUGUCCACGGCUUGCCUAAACAAAUUAGCUGAAGAUAAUGUGGAUAAAUACCCAGCAGCAUCUGAGGCUAUAUUAAACAAUUUUUAUGUUGACGAUUUUUUAGGCGGAAGUGAUACGUUUGAAAAUGCCGCUCGUUUAAAAGAAGAAAUGUGUACGGUGUUAAACAAAGCUGGUUUUGAAUUACGUAAGUGGUCGUCGAAUGAGCCUAAUUUAAUCAGCCAACUACAGGUAAACAACGAUAAUAGUCAUAUAAUUGCUAAUAACGACGGACCGAUAACAAAGGUACUAGAGCUUGUAUGGAAUGCGUAUUCUGAUACUUUACAGUAUAUUGUUAAAAAUAUUUCUAUAUCUGGGUCAAUAACGAAACAUUCAAUUUUAUCGCAUAUUGCCUCAAUUUACGAUCCGCUUGGUUUACUUGGUCCGAUAAUAGUACAGGGCAAAUUUAUAAUGCAAAAUUUAUGGCAACAACAAUUAGAGUGGGACGAACCCGUUCCUGUAAAUAUAAAAAAUGAUUGGGAAGCGUAUGUGAAAAAACUUGGUUAUAUUAAUAAAAUUAUUAUUCCGCGUAAAAUCAUUGGCGAGCAAAAAAUUGUCGAGUAUCAGGUACAUGGUUUUUCGGACAGUUCCAUUCGUGCGUAUGGAGCGGCGUUAUAUUUACGCACCACGAAUGAACACGGUCAACAUACUGUCCGUCUUAUUUGCGCGAAAUCCAAAGUAGCUCCUAUAAAAACAGUGUCUUUACCACGUCUCGAAUUAUGUGCGGCACUUUUACUUGCGCGAUUGGCGCAAAAGGUGGUUAAAAAUUUACAAAUAGCUAAUUGUAAACGAUUUUUGUAUACUGACUCAAAUAUUGUUCUCGCCUGGAUUUCAUCAUCUUCCGCCAAAUGGAAAACUUUUGUCGCUCAUAGGGUGGGCGAAAUACAGGAAAUAACUUCAAGAGCCGAGUGGGCGCACGUGAAAUCGCAAGAUAAUCCUGCGGAUGUAAUAUCUCGUGGUUCUUAUCCCAAAGAAUUGUCUAAGUCGUCCUUAUGGUGGUCAGGGCCACAGUGGUUACAAAAGGAUUGUAAGGAAUGGCAAACCACGGCCGAGGCAAUAAGUAAUUUAAAUUUACCUGAAGUCAAGUGUACUGAAAAGUAUAAUUCUAUUAACUUAGUCGCGAAUACAACACGAGAAAAUUUUUCCUUAUUAAAUAGGUGCUCAAAUUAUCAGAAAAUAUUGCGUGUUACCGCGUAUUGCUAUCGUUUUAUUUAUAAUGCCGGACGUAAAUCGGAUCGAAAAAUAGCGUCUUUAGAGGUCAGUGAAUUAAGUCAAGCGAACCUAGGACUGAUAAAGCAUGUACAAAAUGAUUACUUUUCUUCUGAAAUAAAAAAUUUAAAUCACCCUACGCCUUUUGUUUCUUCUAAAAGUCCAUUAUUUCGUCUUAGACCUUACAUGAAUGAAAAUGGUGUUUUACGCGUAGGAGGCCGUUAAAAAAAUGCUGUUUCCAUCGAUAUUUAUCAACGGCAUCCGAUUAUUUUACCACAUAAAAGCACAUUUACAAGGUUAUUGUUUCAACACGAACACGUCAGUCUUUUACACAGCGGCCCUCAAGCUAUGCUAGCGUCGAUUCGUCUAAAAUACUGGCCUAUAGGAGGACGUAGUAUUGC
Molecule: messenger RNA, 2747 nt
Organism: Daktulosphaira vitifoliae (grape phylloxera)
Lineage: Eukaryota; Metazoa; Arthropoda; Insecta; Hemiptera; Phylloxeridae
Exons: 2
Coding region: 262-2571 (769 amino acids)
Source: RefSeq, a predicted model, not a curated record